This is a messenger RNA of Penicillium argentinense, 543 nucleotides long. RefSeq lists its product as uncharacterized. Lineage: Eukaryota; Fungi; Ascomycota; Eurotiomycetes; Eurotiales; Aspergillaceae. The transcript has a single exon. The record is from RefSeq and is a predicted model, not a curated record. Bases 1 to 543 code for a protein of 180 amino acids.
AUGGACGAUGAUCAACCUUGCAUGUCUGGGCUUCGUUCCCGUGACAGUCGCCAUACUGGGCACAUCGUGCCUAAGCGCAUUUCAGGCGUUCGAAACCUCCCAAGCACGUUUAUUGAGAACACACGACAGCAUACCUGCUCGAGUGGCUGCCAACCACGACUUGAUCUAUGGGAUAAACAAGGCCGAGCCGAGGUGAUGGGCGGGAUCGUGGAGGACGAGACCAAUUACUGCGGUACUUCCGAGACCAAGUCACCCUUGACGGAUUUCUUCGAUCGGAUGUUCAAGGAUGUGUCUGCCAGAUGUAAAUCCCACUUUGGUGACUUACAUUUGUGUGACAAGUCCGAGAAACUGAAGCCGUUCAUGGAUUGCGUCAACCAGCAUUCCCUGUAUUCUGCCGCACGAUCAUUUGCGCCCCUGUGGCCGAUUAUUUCCGAGGAGAAAUGCAAAAAGGCCAGUGUGUACUUUGCCAGUCCGGUACUGUCGAAGGAGCACUUUCCGAAACAUAUAGAGAAGUACAGAGCUGUGUGCCAUGAAGGACUGUGA